GCGUUUCGGUACGGGGUGGCGGCUGCGUGUUGGUGGGCACGGUGAACGUACAUGUACGCGUCCGAAGCAGCAGACAUGUCGUCACACGAUCGCCAUCGUUGUCGUCUUCGCAGGCGCACCUUCGUCGUCGACGUGUACGCUGUGCACUCCGGUCUUCACUCGCAGCAUCGCUGUUGUGCGGCCCGGCACACGUGGAGUCUUCUGCACUUGGCGACGCCCACGUCGACAGUACCAGUUUCGGCGAUGGCCAUGAACGGGGAGGCGGGCCGUGACACACUGAGCAAGGCGGAGAGGACGGCGGUGGCAGCGGCCGUGAACGCCAUACUCUUCCGGUGUCAAUUGCAGAGGAGCGAGGGGAGGAUGAGAGUGGCCAUUCGCGCACGGCGGAAGAGGACGCUGCAGUCCAUGAAUGUGGAGGGAGAGGACAGUGGUGCCAUUGGCGACGUCAUGCUGCAGGUGUGCUACGCCAUGGGGUGUGGAGCAUUUCCCAGAGCGACGCCCAGGUGGUGGAUGAAGCGAUGGACAGGCGGAACGUGGGAGGAUCUGCGGCAAUGCAACGACGAGACGGCGGACUACUUCAAGGACAAGCUGCACAUGUCGCCACGUGUGUUCCGAGAGAUCACGGAAGCUUUGUCUCCCUUCCUUGAAAGGCGUGUGGGCAUUGGGGGAGACGUACUAGAGCGGGACAUGCAGCUUCGACAUUGGCAGAUCUUCCGGGUUGGUGGCUGUGCGGGAUGUAAUUGCGGCGUUGCUGAGUGCGUACCCCGACAAGAUAUCCUGGCCGAUGGGGCUGCGUACGAGAGUGGGACAUGCAGCUUCGGCAUUGGCAGAUCUUCCGGGUUGGUGGCUGUGCGGGAUGUGACUGCAGCGUUGCUGAGUGCGUACCCCGACAAGAUAUCCUGGCCGACGGGGCUGCAAAAGGCGGUCGUCGUGCACGCUUUCACUGACAAGGUUUUCCCUGACUGCCAUGGGUGCAUCGACCGCACCCAUAUCUUCAUCCACAAACCAACAAAUUGCCCCGGGGAGGACUACUACGAUAGAAAAGGGCAUUUCUCUAUCCAGGCGCAGGUCGUUGUCGAUCUGAACUUGCGCGUGCUGGAUGUGUUUGUCGGUUAUCCGGGAAGUUGCCACGGCGUGAGGAUCGUGCACCUGUCGAGUUUAUGGGCGCGCGUUGAGGCAGGGGAGCUUUUCACAAGGCCACUUGUUAUGUUGUCUUUCGGUGUGCAGAUGAACGGGUAUCUGCUGGGCGACAAUGAUUAUCCCCCCUCCGAAUGGGUAGUUGUCCCCUACGGCGGUUUCUCACAGCACCCGUCGGAGUUAUGCUUCGACAACAAGCAGAAGACGGCGAGGGGAGCGGUUGAGAGGGCUUUCGGCAGACUGAAGGGGAUGUGGAGGUUGUUCCUUUGCUCGCACAAGACGAACAUGGAGAUAUUGCCGCAACAGUUCGUCGCCGUUUGCAUUCUGCACGAUAUACUCAUCGACGCGGGCAUCCCCUUCGACAACAAUCUACUGUGGGAGGUCGGGCCGGAUGGUGUGUGUCGCAGGGUGGAUCUUGGGAUGCAGCGGCCCUUGAGGUCGAUGUGUAUGGAGUCGUCGACGGGGGAUGCGCUCAUUCUGCGGGACGCACUGGCGGAGAGAAUGGGUGCGCAGUGAACACGGCCAGGCGUGCAGAGCGGGCGACUGCGAUGACGUGGCUGUGGCGAGAAAUCGAGCGGGCGAUGCAGGGAGCAGGCGAGAAAUU
Messenger RNA from Chara braunii, 1741 nucleotides. Lineage: Eukaryota; Viridiplantae; Streptophyta; Charophyceae; Charales; Characeae. The record is from the annotation of a GenBank genome assembly.